This is a messenger RNA of Capsicum annuum, 495 nucleotides long. RefSeq lists its product as uncharacterized. Lineage: Eukaryota; Viridiplantae; Streptophyta; Magnoliopsida; Solanales; Solanaceae. The transcript has a single exon. Bases 1 to 495 code for a protein of 164 amino acids. The record is from RefSeq and is a predicted model, not a curated record.
AUGGCAUUGGAGGCUAUGUUUGCUUCGCAGUCACGAGCAAGACUUAUGCAACUUAGGCUACAGUUACAAACCACGAAGAAAAGCACAUUAUCCAUGGUUGAAUAUUUGCAAAAGAUAAAAACUUUUGUUAAUAAUUUGGCGGCCACUGCACAACCUGUAUCGGAUGACGAUCUCAUCUUGUAUGUUUGUGGGGGUCUAGGACCAAAAUAUGAUGCUUCAGUGGUGUUUGUUACGGCAAGGGUUGAUCCUAUUUCACUUGCUGAUCUUCAAGGAUUAUUGUUAAGCCACGAAUAUCGGCUUGAGCAGGCUACUGUUGUUGAACAAGGUUUAGGCCAGGCUAAUCUCAUGGUCAAAAACUCCAACAAGAACGAUACAUUUUUCAAAAGAAAUCAAGCGUCAAAUCAAUCUUAUGGUGGCAAAUACAGUUGUGGCAGAGGUCGAGGUCCCCGAAAUAACAAUCCAAAUCACUCACAACCUUCUUCUAAUGUUUCUUAA